CACUUUACUUUUGAAGGAGGCAAAUGCAAGCACAUCUAUCGGAAAGAUGAUGCCCCAUGGCAGCUAUAAAUAGGGCUGCACCAUGGAUAUCCUCCUACAUCAAUCAUCCUUCACAAAACACAAAACACAACAUCAAAUUUAGUCCCAAGCAGCAGCCAAACACCAAUCCGCCAUGAAGACCUUUCUCAUCCUCGCCCUCCUCGCCAUCGUGGCGACCACCACCACUGCGCUGGUAGUCGACCCAGUCACUAGAUCUUUUCAGCCGUCACAGGAACAAUCAUGCCAGCAGCCGCCACAACAACACCCCUUCCCGCCACAGCAACUGGACCAGUGUAGGGAGUAUUUCCUGCAGCGGUGCAGCCCGACGGAGAUGCAGACGACGUCAAUCCUAGGACCGUGGCCUACAGUGCAGCAGAACAGGUGCCAGGUGAAGCAGCAACAAUGCUGCCAACAGUUGUCCCAAAUCGACGUGCAGUCCCGAUGCCGGGCCAUCCAGGACGUCGUGGAUGCUAUCGUCAAGCAGCAGCAGCAGCAGCAGCAGCAAGAACAGGGGCAGCAAGGUCAGAUCCCUUCGCGCCGGUUCGGGGCCCAGUCACAGGAGUGCGGACAACAGGGUAUCUUCUCGCCCCAGCUGCUAGCUCAGAUACUACCGGCGAUGUGCAAUGUGUACCUCCCACCGUACUGCCGCGCCACCGCCGCUGAUCAGCCAUUCGGACCCGGUGGCUACUGAUAAGACAAAGGGCUCUUGUAGUAGAUAGAUAUGGAUCACCGCUGUUUUAGUCGAUGUAGCAGCAGUGACAAAAAUAAAGGGUAAUGCAUGCAUCGCCAUGUGUGACACCCGCUGUACCCUUACUAGUUGUUGAUGGAAUAAAAGACAAACCGAGCUAUUUGUCUGGAUAA
Brachypodium distachyon (stiff brome) is the source of this 900-nucleotide messenger RNA. RefSeq names its product avenin-3. NCBI's taxonomy places the organism in Eukaryota, Viridiplantae, Streptophyta, Magnoliopsida, Poales, Poaceae. Gene Ontology annotation, molecular function: nutrient reservoir activity. The record is from RefSeq and is a predicted model, not a curated record. The transcript has a single exon. Bases 173 to 730 code for a protein of 185 amino acids.